CCUGGGAGCAGUCUGCCACCGCCCGGCGCGCCCUUCCCAUCUUUCCACCAACCCGCCCACAAUCUCGCCAGCUUGGCUGGCAUCAGUCAAUCGUCCCCGAGACAACCCGUUCCACACUCGCAAGGUCCACCUCCGAAUGACAACUUCUCAUUACCCGGCAUCACUCAAGCGACGGGUCAAUCAGAUCGUGAACGCGAAAGAGCUCGGGAGGCGGAACAAUAUACCCACAUCAAGGAAGAGGAAGGCCGAAGGAAUCGCGAGCGUAUGGAACAAGCUCCACAACAUCAAUCACAACCUGGCCCUCCUCCACAUUUGCAUCAACCAGUCGCGCUGGGUCCGCGAACUGUGCACGGUCCAAACGGCCUUUUGAGUAAUCCGGGUCUUGGAGGUCAGCCGCAGCAUCCACAUCUUCCUCUUGGAGCGCCUUCAGGACCUGCAAACAUCUUCGCCGGAGGUCCCGUACAGCCAAAUCAGGGACAGCAGAUGCCAGGCUUGUUGGGUCCGUAUGGUGCGCCUGCUCAAGGGACUCCCCAGCAUCCGCAAGAACAACACACUCCUCAACAGCAGACUCCUCAGGGAGGCCCACAAGCACAAGGCCAAGGCCCAGGCCAGCAACCGAUUCUGAAUGACGCGCUCAGCUAUCUGGAUCAAGUCAAAGUCCAAUUCGCAGAUCAUCCCGAUGUCUACAAUCGCUUCCUCGACAUCAUGAAAGACUUCAAAUCUGGCGCCAUCGACACACCUGGGGUCAUCGGUAGAGUUAGCACUCUCUUCGCAGGUAAUCCGCAGCUUAUCCAGGGAUUUAACACGUUCCUUCCACCCGGCUAUCGCAUAGAGUGCGGCGCCGAUGAUGAUCCGAACGCGAUCAGAGUCACCACACCAAUGGGUACAACAGUAUCCUCACUACCACAGCCUCGUCCUCUGAGUCAACAAGGACUACCAGAGAGCUCUCGGCCCGCCAAUGGCACCUUCACACCGCAACCCGGCGGUCAAGGCGCGCAGAUGAUGUUCAGUCCAAGUGGACGACCACUCGGACCCGUCGCACCAAAUCAACCUCAGCAUCUCUCACCACUAGAAGCAACACGACAACAGCAAGAACAGCAGGCAAUGCAUCAACAAGAGCAGCGUGGUGUCAAUUCGCUCCAAAGUGCCGUGUCAGCAGCUGCGGGUGGGGCCGGUCUUCGCGCCGGCGUAUCUCCGCGCGCAACGCCGAUGCCUGAUCAGGACGCAAGUGCGAUGAUUGACGCUUCUCAAGCUGGCAUGGAAAAGCGUGGACCUGUCGAGUUCAACCACGCCAUCAGUUAUGUGAACAAAAUCAAGAAUCGCUUUUCGGCGCAUCCAGACAUUUACAAACAAUUCCUCGAGAUCCUUCAAACCUACCAACGCGAAUCGAAACCGAUCCAAGACGUGUACGGCCAGGUGACUCACCUGUUCAAGACCGCUCCGGACUUGCUGGAAGAUUUCAAACAGUUUCUGCCAGAGUCAGCAGCACAGGCCAAAGCUGCGGAGCGUGCACGACAAGAGGCGGAGAACAACGUGCUCAUCUCGAAUGUGAGAGGUGAAGGCGGUGGAGGAGGAAUAUACGGCAGCCCUGUCAUGUCGCGUGAGGCACACAUGGGCACACCAGGUGGGACUGGGCGAGGCCUGCCGCCGGUUGGCAACUUCGCACCAACGCCAGCAUCCAAGGACAACAAGCGGAAGCGCGAUCAGCGACAAGGCACCGCGGGUAGCAUUCCCGAUGGCGUCGCUGGACCAGCUGCCAACAAAGCUCAAUUUCCUGGGCAACCCGGCAAACGCGCCAAACCGAAUCACACUGUCGCAAAGGGCCCGAUCGAGCCACCACCAUCGUCACCGACCCUCAUUCCCGCCCUCCCCGCACCGAUCGAGCCGACCACCACUUCCGCCGCGACGAGUGAAGAGCUAAGUUUCUUUGACAAGGCGAAAAAGGCGAUUGGGAAUAAGAACACGAUGAAUGAGUUUUUGAAGCUCUGCAAUCUGUUUAGUCAAGACUUGAUUGAUCGCACGGUGCUCGUUCACCGCGCGCGAUUCUUCAUCGGUGCUAAUGCGGACCUGAUGAAGUGGUUUCAAGAGUGGGUUGGAUACGAUGAGCGGGAUAUCGUGGUGGAGAACAAGCCUCGCGUGCCAUCUGGUAGAGUCAUGCUCAGCAACUGCAGAGGUCUUGGCCCGAGCUACCGCCUGCUACCCAAGCGCGAGCGUCAGAAGCCAUGCAGUGGUCGCGAUGAGCUGUGCAACUCUGUGCUGAACGAUGAGUGGGCGUCGCAUCCGACGUGGGCGUCAGAGGAUAGUGGCUUCAUCGCUCACCGCAAGAACCUCCACGAGGAAGGCCUGCACCGCAUUGAGGAGGAGCGUCACGAUUAUGACUUCAACAUUGAGACUUGUAGCCGCACGAUCCAGCUCAUGGAGCCGAUUGCGACACAGCUCCGCCGUAUGGACGACCACAGCCAGAGGACAUACACACUGCCACCUGGUCUUGGAGGUCAAAGCGAGACCAUCUACAAGCGCGUCAUCAUGAAGCUGUAUGCUCGUGAGCGUGGAGCAGAGGUCAUCCAAUCACUUCACGAGCGACCUUACCAGGUCAUCCCGGUCCUGCUCAACCGCCUCAAGGAGAGACUGGAGUCGUGGAAAAUGGCACAGCGCGAGUGGGAGAAGGUCUGGCGCGAGCAGACGCAGAAGAUGUUCUGGAAGUCACUCGACCACCAAGCCGCCAGUGCGAAGCAGAAUGACCGUAGGCAAUUCCAGCUCAAGACACUUCAAGGCGAGAUCCAGGUCCGCUACGAGGAGAUGAAGCGCGCGGGCAAUGCCAACCCGGCACUCUUGCGACAACCGCAAAUGGAGUUCACCGUUGACGACAUCGACGUUCUCUACGACACCACCUAUCUGGUGCUCAGUCAUGUGGAGGCGACGUUGGCGACAGAUCAACCCAAGCUGUUCAACUUCAUUCGCGACUUUGUGCCGCUCUUCUUCGGUCUCGAUGCGGAGAACUUCAGAGACAAGAUGCAUGGAAGGUUUGAUCGAUCGCCAAACAGUGAGAUGGUCGACGAUGAGGCAUCUGGCGCUGAGGAUUCAGCGUCGAUGAAGUCGCGCAAGACCGGACCGAAGAACAGCAUGUUGCGCGCGGCUCUCACUGGGCGAAAGAUGCAGCGCAAGGAUCGCGAGGAUAGUAAUGCCUCUGGAAGCCGUGCAUCAACUCCUGAUGUUGGAUCGAACGCAGACGAGGAGCCAUCUGUCGACGCCACCAUGGAUGAUGCGGAAGAACGAGGAGAGCUGGCAACCGGACGCUGGAUGGAUCAUCCUACCACCAACAAUGACGACAAGAAGACCAGGCCAAACGUCAACCCUCACGAACCGCAAGUGCGCACGCUCUACCGCUGCUGGGCUAACACCCCGAUUUACUGCUUCGUCCGACUGUUUGUCAUGCUCUACGAGCGACUGUACAAGCUCAAGAUUUCCGAAGCUGGCGUGCGUGAGGCCGUUAAGAAGGCCAAUCGCGUCAAGCCAGCUGUGGAGCUUGGUAUCAUUGACAAGCUGCCGGGUGACUUCUUCCCAGACGUUAGCGAGGGCGCAAACUACUACAAUCAAAUGCUGCAGAAGUUUGACGAGGUCGUCAAGGGCGAGCUGGAGUUUGUGGAGGUCGAAGAGGCUCUUCGUCGCUUCUACCUUCAAUCAGGGUACCCGCUCUACCCCUUCGAGAAGAUUGUCAACACUCUCGCCCGCGAUGCUAUCAUGGUCAUGAACAGCGACAGCAAGGACAAGUCUGCAGAAGUCUACGCGCUGUUCAGGAAAGACCGACAGAAGGAGACGUCGACCGCUCAACAACAGACUGACUACCGCAAGUCUGUCGAGAAGAUGGUCAAAGACGCCGAGCUGUACCGCAUUGACUUUGACGGUCUCGCCAACAAAGUUCUCAUCUCCCUUCACAAGAAAGACGACCCCAUCGCUGAUGACGGCCUUUCCGUCCUCGAUCGCGAGAACAAAUGGCGUUACUACGUCGCCUCCUACACUUCCGUCGACAACACUGACGGCAUCAACUUCAACCACGUCCACUAUCCCUUCCGCAUGUCCAACAUU
Molecule: messenger RNA, 4086 nt
Organism: Zymoseptoria tritici IPO323
Lineage: Eukaryota; Fungi; Ascomycota; Dothideomycetes; Mycosphaerellales; Mycosphaerellaceae
Product: histone deacetylase complex protein
Exons: 2
Biological process (GO): negative regulation of transcription by RNA polymerase II
Cellular component (GO): chromatin; Sin3-type complex
Molecular function (GO): transcription corepressor activity
Source: RefSeq, a predicted model, not a curated record